This is a messenger RNA of Sphaerodactylus townsendi, 1972 nucleotides long. RefSeq names its product TATA-binding protein-associated factor 2N-like. The coding region runs from base 114 to 1595 and encodes 493 amino acids. The transcript is spliced from 16 exons. The record is from RefSeq and is a predicted model, not a curated record. Gene Ontology annotation, molecular function: RNA binding; transcription coregulator activity. NCBI's taxonomy places the organism in Eukaryota, Metazoa, Chordata, Lepidosauria, Squamata, Sphaerodactylidae. Gene Ontology annotation, biological process: regulation of DNA-templated transcription. Gene Ontology annotation, cellular component: nucleus.
GACGCCGCUGCCGCCAGAGCCAGUCAGUCAGCGGAGCAACCGAACGGCGAGCAGGUUGCUCGGCGGCCGCUUUCUCCCCUCGCCUCUUCGCCUACGGAGUAUAUUGGCUGGUCAUGGCCUCGGAUUCUGGAAGUUUCAGCCAUUCUGGCGGUCAGCAGGAGAGCUAUUCAGGGUAUGGCAAUCAAGGAAAUCAGAACUUUGGACAAGCACCACAGGGUUACCCUGGCUACGAGCAGAGCGGGGAGAGUUCCUCAUAUGGGCAAGGGUAUGGAAGCUAUCAAGGCAACUUCGGACAAACUCAGACAGGUUAUGGGCAAAGUGGCCAGCAAGGUUAUGGCGGUUAUGAAACUCAGAACCAGAGCUCCUCCGGCCAGGAGUCCUACGGCUUUCAGGGGCAGCAGAAAGAUUCAUCAGGAGGCGGGAAGCCUUCAUACGACCAGAAGCCCAGCUACGGGCAACAGCAAGGUUCAUAUGACCAGCCCUCAGGUUAUGGUCAACAGCAAGGGUCCUAUGAUCAACAGGCGGGUUACAACCAGCAGCAAAGACCAUUCGACCAGCAGUCUGGCUACGGCCAGCAGGGUCAGCAGCAAAGCUCAUACGACCCACAGGCGGGCUACGGCCAAAACCGAGACUCCUAUGACCAGCAGCAGCAGGGCUACGGUCAGCCGCCAGGCUCCUACGGCCAAAAGUCAAACUAUGGCCAGCAGCAAGGAUCAUACGGCCAGAACCAGCCAUCCUACCAGAAGGAAGGUUACGGACAAAACAUGCAGGAUGAUCGCCGAGAAAAGAGCAGGUUUGGAGAUGACAGCAGAGGUUAUGGGGGGCCACGAGGAGGUGGAAGCAGGUUCGAUUCUGACAGCAGAGGUCCGAUGUCUGGGAUGAGUGGUGGUGACCGAGGGGGCUCCAAAAAUUUUGGUGGUCAAAGGGAUUAUGGUCCGAAGUCAGAUGCUGAUUCGGAAUCUGAUAACUCUGACAACAACACCAUCUUCGUACAAGGACUCAGUGAUGAUGUUUCAGCAGACCAAGUGGCCGAAUAUUUCAAGCAAAUCGGCAUCAUUAAGACUAACAAAAAGACAGGCAAGCUGAUGAUCAACCUCUACACAGACAAGGAUACUGGCAAGCCAAAGGGGGAAGCAACAGUGUCCUUUGAUGACCCCCCUUCUGCUAAGGCGGCUAUUGAUUGGUUUGAUGGAAAGGAAUUCAAUGGCAACGUUAUCAAAGUCUCUUUUGCAACUAGGCGGCCUGAAUUCAUGCGAGGAGGUGGAGGAGGCGGUGGCCGCCGAGGUUCACGAGGAGGGGGCUACGGAAGAGGCGGGGGCUUCCAAGGGCGAGGCGGGGAACCCAAGGGCGGAGAUUGGGUUUGCCCAAAUCCGGCUUGUGGCAACAUGAAUUUCGCCCGCCGGAAUUCCUGCAAUCAGUGUAAUGAGCCCAGGCCGGAAGAUUCUCGUCCCACAGGAGGAGACUUCCGGGGCAGAGGUGGCUUUGGAGGCGAUAGGGGGUUCCGAGGCCGCGGUGGCCGAGGUGGCGGCGGCUUCGGUGGCAAAAUGGGAGGAAGGAACGAUUUCAGAAAUGAUCAACGGAACAGACCCUACUAGAAAUGGCCGUGAAUGUCUCCUUCGUCUUUCUUAACAGCUUUUUUUGUCGGUGAAAUUUGCCAGGUUUCGCCUGCUGCUUUAUACCCAGUGGCCUCUUCUGGAUAGCGGAAUUAAAAUGUGAAAAUGGCUUUUUAUUUGGGUGGGAGGGUUUGGAUCAGAGGCUUUUUUUCAUCUUUUUUUUAAAAAAAAACAAGUCCAAUGAAAUUUCAUCUUUAAUUUCCAACAUUCCCCUCUCCGAUGCACAGUUCUCCGAUCCCCCUCCUCCCUUCUUCAUCAACUUAAUUCUUCCACAGCCUCAGAAGGAAGGAAUUAAAUUGUAAAAUAUUUGCCAAAAAUCUGAUGUGUUUUAUAAUACAAUAAAAGCUGUUUAUUUGUGA